CUUAGAUUGAGUCAGUAGGUCUGUCAGUCAGGGGUUGACGUCUACGUGGUGAGGUUUGGAACCACUAACCCGGUUGUACACUUAUCACCAUGGUUGAGACCCGUAGUGGGAAGAAGACUAGCCCCUACACCACUGAGCAGCAAGAACAGAUGGCCGCCUUAGUCAGAGAGAGUAAGGAGAGGAAAGAGCGUGAAAAGCAAGCCAAGCUAAAGGCUAUCGCAGACGAGCAGGCGGGGAAGAUGAAGAGAUUGGAGGAGGAGAUGAAGAGGGUACAACAGGAGGAGGAAGAAAGAAAGAAGGGUGUUGAAGCAGAAGCGGCAGCAGAAGAAGAGAAAGAGAGGAUGAGGAUUGAGAGUGGAGAAGGAAGUAGUAGUGGCACGAUGAAGUGGGAGACAAAUCCUGAGCUGGAGAAGAAGAUCAGCGAGUGGGUCGCUAACUUAUCGUUGGGGGAAGACGAGGAGGUGGAGUCAUAUGUGACUAAGGAUGAGAAGGCGGCGCUGGCCGCUGAGCUAGCAGCCAUGACAGACCCGAUGGAACGAAGAGAGAGGGAGGAGGAACAAAA
Molecule: messenger RNA, 562 nt
Organism: Chara braunii
Lineage: Eukaryota; Viridiplantae; Streptophyta; Charophyceae; Charales; Characeae
Source: the annotation of a GenBank genome assembly